AUGAAAUUUGGUAAAAAAAAAGAAAAAGAGAAUUUAGAAAAUAUAGAAAAAGAUAAAGAUAGGGAUAAAGAAAAAGAAAUUAAAGAAAAAGAAAAAAAAGAUAAAAAAUCAAAAGAUAAAAAAAAGAAUCAAGAAAUAGAGAAAGAUAAUAAUAUAAAUAAUAAUAAUAAUAAUAAUAAUGUUAAAAAAGUUUUUGGUGGUAGUUUACCAUUUUUAUUUGAAGAGGAAUUACCAACCAUUUUAGUACAAACCAUUGAUUAUCUACAACUAUUUGGGUUACAAACCCCAGGUAUUUUUAGAGAAAAUGGCUCAUUAGCAUCAAUUCAAAGCUAUAGAUCUCUCUAUGAUAAUGAUAAACCUGUAAAUUUUCCACCCCAUGAAGCUCAUGUUGUAGCAUCACUUUUAAAAGCAUACUUGAGGGAAUUAAAAGUUCCUCUUUGUACUUUUGAACAUUAUGAUAUGUUUAUUGCUUGUGAAUCUAUAGCAGAUGAAAAAGUUAAAGUUGAAUUACUUAAAAAAGUUAUUGCACAUUUACCACCAUUUAAUAGAAAAGUUAUGAAAUAUAUAUUUAGUUUCCUUCAAAAAGUUGUUGAAAAUUCAAAUGUAAAUAAAAUGACACCUGAUGCAUUGUCUAUAGUAUUUUUACCAACAAUAUUAAGACCACAAGCAAAUACAGAUUUAGAAAUUUUACAAUUUACAGUUGAAGAUUCAAAAUCUACUAAAACAUUAAUGUCAAGUAUUUUAUUAAAUUAUGAUGAAAUCUUUGAGGAUCCAAAUUUAUUUCAACCAAGAACUAGACAAGCAAGAGCACAAACUGAUUUCGUUUCGCCACCAUCUUCUCAAAAUUCAACAUCAUCAUCUUCUUAUUUAUCUAGUAAAAAUCCAAUUAGUCCAAGAUCUCCAAUUGGAUCUUCACCAAAUUUCACUACAGCUAGUAUUUUAUCUGCGUUACCUCCACCACCAAUUUCACCUAUUUUAUCAUCAAACACAACAAAUACAACUUUACCACCACCAAUAAUAACUUCAUCAAUUGAUGAUAAUAAUGAACCAUCACUGUCACCAAGAAUAAUAACAACAACAACAACAACAACUCCCUCACCACAACCAACAACAACAACAACAACCCAUCGUUUACCACCAUCAAAUCCAAUACCACCAACACCUACUUCAAAUAGUCAAUCACAAUUAUAUCCAAAUUUACCACCACCAUCAUCAGAUCCAAUAAUAAAAUCAACAACAACACCUACUUUAAAUAGUCAAAGUCAAUCACAAUUAUAUCCAAAUUUACCACCACCAUUACCUGAUAAAAAUAAAUGUAAACUUUUACCAAUAACACCAAUAACAACUAAUGAAUCAAAUACAUUACAACCUACAACGCCAACAUCAACCAAUAUACCACCUUUAUCAAUACCACCACAAAUUGGUGGUAAUAGUGAUUCAAAUCCAAUUUCACCAACUAAAAAUCAAAGUCAAUUACCAAUUUUACCACCAAAACCACCCUCAUUAACUUUACCACCAAAACCAAUCCCAAAAAUUCCAACAAUUCUUGAAUAUGAAAAUAAUGUUAGACAACGUUCAAAUACAACAAUGGUUUAA
Messenger RNA from Dictyostelium discoideum AX4, 1596 nucleotides. It is a transcript of the gene gacQ, whose product is annotated as RhoGAP domain-containing protein. The record is from RefSeq and is a predicted model, not a curated record. The transcript is spliced from 3 exons. Gene Ontology annotation, cellular component: cytoplasm. Gene Ontology annotation, biological process: signal transduction. The coding region runs from base 1 to 1596 and encodes 531 amino acids. NCBI's taxonomy places the organism in Eukaryota, Evosea, Eumycetozoa, Dictyosteliales, Dictyosteliaceae.